AUAAAAUAAGCACUGUAUUGCAUUACAGAUUAUUGCUGAGUCAUAUCGUUCAUCACACUGCUCAACCGAAAACAACCUUCCCGACUUAUCAUUGAUUUUUCUCUCUCACACAGUCACGCACUGGAGUUCUCCCGGGCUCUUAAUCUGGAAAGUGUAAUUGAUUUUUGAUUUCUUCGGAACACUCCGCAGCUUCAUCAGUUCGACCGCUACUCGAAUGCCAUUUUAAUCAUUCCUGGGGCUAGAGUUACAGUCAAAUGGGGGUAUAUCUAAGUCAUCCAAAAACUGAGAAGUCAUCAGAGGAUGGUGAGAAUGACAGAGUUAGAUAUGGCGUGUCGUCUAUGCAAGGAUGGCGCUCUACCAUGGAAGAUGCUCAUGCAGCUUAUCCCAACUUGGACAAUGCCACUUCUUUCUUUGGAGUUUAUGACGGCCAUGGAGGUAAAGCAGUUGCUAAAUUUUGUGCCAAGUAUCUGCAUGAACAAGUGCUCAAGAGUGAAGCUUAUGCUGCUGGAGAUUUAGGGGCUUCAUUGCAGAGAUCUUUUCUAAGAAUGGACGAGAUGAUGUGUGGGCAAAGGGGUUCCAGAGAGUUAGCAGCACUGGGGGAUAAAAUGCAAAGAGUCUCAAGUAUGAUUGAAGGUUUGAUUUGGUCCCCAAGGAGUGCUGAAGCUAAUGGACCUGUGGAUGACUGGUCUUCUGAGCAGGACUCGGACUAUACUGGACCAACUUCUGGUUGCACAGCUUGUGUUGCAGUAAUUCGAGACAAUCAACUCGUUGUGGCAAAUGCCGGUGAUUCUCGUUGCGUUAUGUCCCGGGGUGGUCAGGCAUAUCCUAUGUCAAAAGAUCACAAGCCUGAUCAUGAACAUGAAAAAGAAAGGAUUUUAAGUGCUGGUGGUUAUGUCCAAUUUGGACGUGUUAAUGGGAGCCUAAAUCUGGCAAGAGCUAUAGGUAAUUCAUGUUUCUCAAAUUUACUGGGUUUGUAUUUUCGAUGCUCCUAUCAUCUUUAUUCUUUCGUUUACUGUUUUGGUGAUUUCAGGUGACAUGGAGUUAAAACAAAAUAAAGAGCUACCCGCUGAAAGGCAAAUUGUAACAGCUCAUCCGGAUAUUACUGCUGUAUGUAUUCGCACUUACUUUCUACUUUGACUAUCAUUGUGUGUGCUUUGCCUACUAUUAGUGUGUCUACGGUGGGCUUUUCAAAAGGCAUCUUGAUCAAUUUUCAGUUCGUGUGUAGAACACCUAAUUUUCUGUAUGCAUGCUUUAAGCCUUCAUCAGAUGUUUGGUAUAAGUGAUAUGUCUAUCUUACUCUGAUCUAGGUUGAACUCCUUGAUGAGGAUGAGUUCCUUGUUCUAGCUUGUGAUGGGAUAUGGUAAGCUUUUGCUCCUUGUUAUCAUAGAAUUUUGUUCUAGUCUUCAUCCUUUCUACUCGCGGAGUUGUGCAUUUUCAAUGAUUAAAUCAUAAGAAAAGCUGUGACUGUCUGUGAGUUUGUAGCCAAUAUGUGUUAUUCUCCUGGGAUCUGUGGUGCUGGGAUCCGUGGUGUGGUUAGAAGUUAUAAUUGGAGGCUGGCUUAUGCGUCCAAGUUGGAUUGGCCCAUCGUUAGAUUUUACUUGGUCUCAUAAGUCUCGUUGUUAGAUUAGUGUGAAAGCACAAAUGGCAACAUUAGACCUGAUAAUGGAACAUUUUGAUAGAGAUGUCAAGGCUCAAGCCUUUAAGCUAACUUGCAUAUGAGUAUCAGCACCAUACUUUUCAUGUACUCUUCGACAUUAUAUAUAUUACAGCUUUUCGUAGAACAUUUUUUAAACAAAGGUGGUAUCGUCUGUGGCACUGUAUUCUCUGCUAGAAAAGUUGACCAUUUCAUUAGAACAACUAGAUCCGCACCGCUGUUGCUGGUAGGGGUUUGGAUGAGGGCAUCUUAUCCAUGUCAACUAGGCACUGGACUGUUUGAAUGAUUGGUUUGUCGGUGGUGUCAUAUUUUAAUUGCACAAUCCAUUUUCCUCUUCAUAUUUUGUGUUAGGGAUUGUAUGUCAAGCCAACAAGUGGUGGACUUUGUUCGUGAACAGCUUAAAACUGUAAGUCCUUUGUUAAGCCUUUUAAAUCUGAUGAUAGAGAGUUUUUUUUUUUUUUUUUUUGGUAUUGUUGAAAUCUGGUAUCUGUUUCCGUAAAAUCUAGGAGACCAAGCUUUCUGCAGUAUGUGAGAAGGUGUUCGACAAGUGUUUGGCUCCAACAGCCGGUGGAGAAGGUUGUGACAACAUGACUAUGAUCCUAGUGCAGUUCAAGAAAACUUCCAGCCAAGUUUCAUUGUCGGAGGAGGGCACCCGUCCUGCUAAUGAUGAAGCCAAACCCGAUAAACAUGAAGUCAGCACUGUGUCAAAUGAAGAAACAGGCAAAUAAAAGAACAUUAAAGUAAAUGUUGAUCUAACAUUUGAGGUAUCAGAUCGUGUGAAAUCGAUAGUUCAUCUUUACACCUCUUUGUAAAUGAGACUUGCGACGGUUGCUUCCUACAUCAUAUGAUAUGAGAACAAGAUACCAUUUUUAAGUGUUUUUCUCUACCCCGAAAUUAUUAACAGGGAUAUUUUAGCUAAUGCAGGAGCUUUCGAACUGUCAAAAUAUUGUCACAUCUUGAGAAUUGAGUGAGAUAUUUCAAAACUGAAGUAAAUUUAAAUACUUCGUUUUAGUCGUUUUCAUAUUCCAUUAUGAAGGUGCGAUACUGUUCAUUCUGAUCUAAAUAACUACUUGUGGAAGAAAGGACCAUUGAUAGAAUCUGAUAUUUCUUCUACUAGCAAUUUGCAUUUUGUCGCGUA
Messenger RNA from Oldenlandia corymbosa var. corymbosa, 2792 nucleotides. The record is from the annotation of a GenBank genome assembly. NCBI's taxonomy places the organism in Eukaryota, Viridiplantae, Streptophyta, Magnoliopsida, Gentianales, Rubiaceae.